UGCCCCCAGCUGCCCCAUGGCGCUGCCCCCCCUGGGGGGGCUCCAGGGGCCCCGCAGGGGCAGCCUGCCCCUGCCCCCCAGGAACCAGCUGCGGCGGGAGGCAGCAGUGGAGGAGCCAGACUCGCCCCCCGAGUCGCCGGAGGGGUCGCCAGGGGGGCCGUACCGGGUGGUGCUGGCAGGCGAAAGUGGCGUGGGGAAGACAGCGCUGGCCGGCAUCUUCGGGGGGCUGCCGGACGGAGCCCCCCACGAGGACGAGCACCCUGCGGACACGUACGAGCGUCGCCUGGCGGUGGACGAGGAGCUAACAACCUUGAUCCUUUACGACAUCUGGGACCAGGGUGAGGCGGGCGGUUGGCUGCAGGAGUCGUGUCUGCAGACAGGCGACGCCUUCCUGCUCGUCUUCUCGGUGACCGACCGGCGCAGCUUCAGCCGCAUCCCCCAGACCCUGCUGCGCCUGCGGGAGGGCAGCCCCCACCCCGACCCCCCCGUCAUCCUGGUGGGCAACAAGAGCGACCUGGCGCGCUCCCGAGAGGUCUCGCUGGAGGAGGGCCGCAGUCUGGCCGUGAUGCUGAGCUGCAAACACAUUGAGACGUCGGCCGCGCUGCACCACAACACACGGGAGCUGUUCGAGGGGGCCGUGCGCCAGAUCCGCCUGCGCCGGCACCG
Chelonoidis abingdonii (Abingdon island giant tortoise) is the source of this 666-nucleotide messenger RNA. RefSeq names its product GTP-binding protein REM 2. The record is from RefSeq and is a predicted model, not a curated record. Gene Ontology annotation, cellular component: plasma membrane. Lineage: Eukaryota; Metazoa; Chordata; Testudines; Testudinidae. Gene Ontology annotation, molecular function: calcium channel regulator activity; GTPase activity; GTP binding.